AUAUGACUUCACUUAGGAUUCAAAUAAGUGAUGCAAAUUGUAUUGAAAAAUAUAAUAAACACAACAAUUACUCCAAUCACAUUUCUGUCAAAAUGAUAGCACCGAACCAUUUGGCGGAUAUAAUCAGGGACCAUUUGGAUAAAAAUGACUCCGAAUGUAUGGCUAACGACGAGCUCCAUAAAUUUACAUCUGAAGGCAGUGGCAAUACUACCGGUUCCUUGAGCUCUAUAUCUAUGGAUAAAUGUCAAGAAGAAUACAAUUUAAUGCAAUUCAACACAAAAGACAACAAUAACUCUAUCGGAACCAUAACUCGUGUCAAACAUAUUGAAACUGGACUUCACUUUUAAUUCAAUCAUUUAUCAGUUUAUUUCAUACUUGUGUUUCAUACACCGUAC
This is a messenger RNA of Oppiella nova, 395 nucleotides long. The record is from the annotation of a GenBank genome assembly. NCBI's taxonomy places the organism in Eukaryota, Metazoa, Arthropoda, Arachnida, Sarcoptiformes, Oppiidae.